This is a messenger RNA of Pleurotus ostreatus (oyster mushroom), 1749 nucleotides long. Its product is annotated as Aspartokinase. Gene Ontology annotation, molecular function: aspartate kinase activity. Gene Ontology annotation, biological process: amino acid biosynthetic process. NCBI's taxonomy places the organism in Eukaryota, Fungi, Basidiomycota, Agaricomycetes, Agaricales, Pleurotaceae. The transcript is spliced from 5 exons. Bases 1 to 1749 code for a protein of 582 amino acids. The record is from RefSeq and is a predicted model, not a curated record.
AUGUCGGGUUCGCUGACCCCAGACUCCUCAAGCCCGUCACCCUCACCGCGUACACCUCCAAAUCUUCACCAAAACACCAUCGAUCCCAACGCAAAAUGGUUGGUCCAAAAGUUUGGAGGCACAAGUGUUGGUAAAUUCCCUGUUCAGAUAGCAUCCAAUAUCGUCCCGAACUACAUAGACCAAUACAAAGUUGCUGUCGUCUGUUCAGCUCGUUCGGGGUCGACCAAAGCACUCGGCACCACCAAUCUUCUACUUCGGGCAGCCGCGGAGGCACUGACUCGUCCCCCACGGAAUAAACCCGCUGGAACCCCCGGUUUCAUGUCCCCAGUCCCGAAGCCUUUCGAGUACUCUGCGUCACCGCCAGAGAGCCGCCAAUCGCCCAGCGCAGGGUCACCACAUCCUGGAUUCGGAUCCCUGACCUCCAUCUCCACGUCCCCAAACUUCAUCGACACGGUCGAUCUCCUGCGCCGGGAGCACCUAUCAGCGGCAAGCGAUGCAGUAAAGGACCCCACAAUACUGAAAGAGCUAGAAACCGAAAUCGAACGCGAUUGCGAGUGGCUGCGAGGGUUUUUAUCUGCUGCCCAAGUUAUCGAUGAAAUCUCUCCAAGAUCCAAGGACAGCAUCGUCGGUCUAGGCGAGAAAUUGGGCUGCAAGAUUAUGACCGCUGCUCUUCGCGACCAGGGCGUGGACGCAGAAUUUGUGUCCCUCGAAGACAUCAUCCUCGAUGACGAAACCGAGGACGGUGCUUCGCCCGGCACGCUCGACCAAACGUUCUACGACAGACUGUCCGUUGCUUUAGGCGAGCGAAUCAGGCAAUGCGCGCCCAGAGUUCCCGUCGUCACAGGAUUCUUCGGCCAGGUCCCUGGCUCGCUUCUUCAGCAAGUCGGCCGGGGGUACACCGACCUUUGUUCUGCGCUCCUUGCCGUUGGCCUGGAGGCCGACGAGCUGCAGAUAUGGAAAGAAGUAGACGGGAUCUUCACCGCUGAUCCGCGUAAGGUACCGACGGCGCGCCUUAUACCUAUCAUAUCCCCGGAAGAGGCAGCAGAGUUGACAUAUUAUGGGAGCGAGGUCGUACACCCAUUCACGAUGGAGCAGGUCAUAAGGAAGAAGAUCCCCAUCCGCAUCAAGAAUGUCGAGAAUCCAGAGGGUGGAGGCACCGUCAUACACCCCGAUUCCGACAUUGAUGCUGUCGAUGCCCUCGAUAUAUCUGCCUCCCUCUCAGGGACGCGGUCCUUGUCCGUGUCGUCAGACGACCGUCCACAACGGAAGCUUCCCACAGCCGUUACCAUCAAAGAACAUAUCAUCAUCCUCAACGUCAACUCGAACAGAAAGUCCGUCUCGCAUGGCUUCCUCGCAGGGAUAUUCAGCACGCUGGAUCGAUUCGGGGUGGUGGUGGACCUGAUUAGCACGAGCGAGGUCCACGUUAGUAUGGCGAUUGAGGACGGGCUGGCGCGCAAGAUCCUUGAUAGGCUGGUGAACGACCUCAAAAAAAGCGGGACGGUGUCCGUCCACCGCGACAUGGCUAUUCUCUCCCUCGUCGGGAAGCAGAUGCGGAACAUGGUCGGUAUCGCGGGGCGCAUGUUCACCACCCUCGCACAGGGCAACGUCAACAUCGAGAUGAUCAGCCAAGGCGCGAGCGAGAUCAAUAUCUCGUGUGUCAUCGACGCGAGGGACGCGGUCAAGGCGCUCAACCUCAUCCACCAGAGUUGUUUGCAGAUCAAGCCAGAGGGUGCACGAGGGCGAGGUUAG